Messenger RNA from Penicillium maclennaniae, 1971 nucleotides. RefSeq lists its product as uncharacterized. Lineage: Eukaryota; Fungi; Ascomycota; Eurotiomycetes; Eurotiales; Aspergillaceae. Gene Ontology annotation, molecular function: FAD binding. The transcript is spliced from 2 exons. The record is from RefSeq and is a predicted model, not a curated record. The coding region runs from base 1 to 1971 and encodes 656 amino acids.
AUGACCGCCCCAGAUCUGCCCUCCAUCAACGAGAGCAAAGUCGAUGUUUUGGUCGUCGGAGCCGGCCCGGCAGGGUACAUGGCCACGUUAUGGUUCGCCCGCAUGGGAAUCAAGACAAAGUUCAUCGAUAAGCGGUCAACCAAGAUAUUCACCGGUCAAGCAGACGGACUGCAGCCACGCGUGCUAGAGGUCUUUGAGACAUUCGGCUUCGCGGACCGGGCAGCCAAAGAAGUAGCCACUGGCUUCGAGGCCACCUACUACGAACCCGGCGAGGACGGCCGGAUCCGACGGGUUGACGUGAAGCCCGAAGGCGUACCAGGAAUCUCGCGGUUCAACGGCUCCGUCGUCCAUCAGGGACGCAUCGAGGCGUGGAUCUCGGACGCCAUCGACGAGUUCUCCAAGGGCGAGAUCAAGGUCGAUCGGCCGGUCAUUCCCGAGGUCCUCGACAUCAACGACGGCGUCGACGCAGAGUAUCCCGUGCGGGUGGUGCUAAGGAAACUGCCAGACGACAACGCCGAACCCAACCAGUUCGGCCACAAGGUGGAGAACGGACUGUACCGGCAGUUCGACGGCGACCAGAACCAACAGAACGGCAUCGAUAGCGCGCACGUGGAUGACCUCGAGGUCGUGCGGGCCAAGUAUGUCAUCGGCUGCGACGGAGCGCACUCGUGGGUUCGCAAGCAGCUGGACAUCGAGCACAAGGGCGAGACCACAGACUUCGUGUGGGGAGUGCUGGACAUCCUCCCCAUAACGGACCUCCCGGACAUCCGGAAGCGGGUCUCCAUCCACUCUGUAAAUGACGGAUCCAUCAUGGUGAUUCCCCGCGAGAAAGGCCUGGUCCGACUGUACAUCCAGCUACGCGAGGUCGACCACGAGGAGGCAGUAGGCGACAACGCCCUUCCUAAUGGGGCCAAGAAGCGCGUCGAUCGCAGCAAAAUCACAGCGGACCGCAUCCUCCAGACAGCCCAGAAGAUCUUCAAGCCCUACACCCUCGAAGCGGCCGAGACGCACUGGUUCACGGCCUACCAGAUCGGCCAGCGCGUGGCGACGUCCUUCUCGGACCCGUCCCAGCGCGUCUUCAUCGCCGGCGACGCCUGCCACACGCACUCCCCCAAGGCCGGACAGGGCAUGAACGUCUCCAUGAUGGACACCUUCAAUCUCGCCUGGAAGAUCGCGUACGUAGUCAAGGGCCUCGCCUCCCCCUCCAUCCUUGACACCUACGAGACGGAGCGGAAAGCCGUAGCCGACGACCUCAUCGCCUUCGACCAGCGCCUCUCGCGGCUUUACUCCUCCAAGCCGGGGGAGAUCUCGAUGCAGGAAUUCCGCAGUGUCGUCGAGCAAGGGUCCGCCUUCACGACUGGCUGCACGGUCAACUACGACGCCUCCAUCCUAAUCGACAAGCCGGCCGACAAGUCGCGGGAGGAGGAGUACCAUUCCCCGCUAGCGCCCAAGCUCAACAUCGGCAUGCGCUUCCCCGACGCCAAACUGGUGAUGCAGUGCGACGCUCGGCCCUGGUUCAUCAACCAGCAGCUCCCCUCGACGGGGCAGUUCCGCCUCCUCGUCUUCAUCGGCGACUACGCGCAGAAGCCCGCGCUGAGGGAGCAGCUGAACGGUAUCGGGCAGUAUCUGGCCAGGCCUGAGAACACGGUGCCCGAGUCAGUGCUGCAGAAGUUGCUCAUCCACGCCAGCCCCCAGGCCAAGGUUGAGUGGGACGAUUUCCCGCUCGUGUUCCGCCCGCGCGACGAGAGGGGAAUCAUGAAUUACUGGUUGAUCUGGGCUGAUACGCCGAGUCUGCAUGCUGAGACGGGCCAUGGUUACGAGACGUACGGGAUAAGCAAGGAUGUGGGCGCGGCGGUGCUGUUGAGGCCGGAUGGGUAUGUGGCCAAGGUGACGGAGCCGACUGUGGACGGGAUGAAUGAUAUUUUUGGGUUUUUGUCGAGGUUUUUGGUUGGGUUGAAGCCGUCUGCUUGA